Molecule: messenger RNA, 1940 nt
Organism: Boeremia exigua
Lineage: Eukaryota; Fungi; Ascomycota; Dothideomycetes; Pleosporales; Didymellaceae
Exons: 3
Coding region: 265-1650 (461 amino acids)
Source: RefSeq, a predicted model, not a curated record
UGUUUCUGGCGUGUUAUUGUUCACUCAGAGUAAGAAGUAGCCCGCUCGGUGUGUCUCUUAAACCUCGCGAUUCCCACGUCGCCAGUCGUCGAUCGCAACGCGGGCCCCACGUCCAAGACUGGCUGCAGCUCUUCCGCUUGCGGAGCUUGUCAGAGCUGAGAUAUUGUAAUCGGUUGCGGCGUGAGAGUGCCAGGAAGCUUCACCGCUCCCACGAUUGUCUUAUCACAUUAUAUAGGACAUGUGAGGAAGAGAGUACAGCUGGACAUGACGACGCUAUCUCCCGACGUUCGCGACUCGACCCUCCGAUCGUUGAAACUGCACUGCCCCUCUGCCGAAGGAUUACCAGUCGCUGAACAAUCGCCUGACUCCUUCCAUUCGCCUACCAUGGAGCCCAACCCUUUCGAACACGCAGACACAGAAUGGUCGGACGAAGAGGAACUGAUACCCAGGCGAAGGCGAAGAACACAGCAUGUGCCUCCACCUGUGAAGGUCACGCGCGGCGGAGAAACCUCCUCGGAAGGCUCGUCUGGUAGUCCGCUGGUGCCUCCAAAGAGCCCUUCGCGACCAGACGUAAGGCCUGGGAGUAGCCAGGAGGACCUAGUGCAGCGCUUCUAUCAAGUCACAAGAGAAAGGGACGCCUUGAGGAAGGAGCUACAGAGGAAGAGCAUGGGAUCAAACGGCUUGCCAGCUCGAGGCUCGACAAUAUUCAAGUCAGAAGAGAAGACCUUGAUCGAAGAGCUCCAGGCAUUACGAUACGAGAUACGAGUAUGGAGCGAGGAGUACUUCAGUGGCCCUACAAGCUCUCGAAGUAAGCGACCGCACUUGCAUGCGGCGAAGGACUUGUUUGGUGGCCUGACGGACAAUUACUCUGUUUAUCUGAAACAUCCAAAUGAUCGGCCAUUGCUCGUACAAGCAUACAUUUGGUCGACGUUGCAGAAAAAGAUUUUCAACAAUUUUCAAAAAGGGAGCGGCUAUGUCUGGGCAGGCAAGCUUGGAGAUAAAAAUCUUCGUCCCAUCAACGACACGCUGAGGAAAGCUGUGAAGAACGAGGCGCAAGCCGAAGAGUACCACCAAUGGCGGUCGAUGACUGUCAAUCUACUCGUACCACGGGAAGACGGCAAAUGGCGCCCAACUUUCGACGCUGCACCUGUCCUGAAAAGCAUAUCGCGUCUAUGCAGUCGAAUGCGACGUAAGCUGCGGCCAUACUCUACUCGAUCACUGCGCGACAGCAAAGAGCAGCUCAAGACCAUCUUCUCCGCUUCCGUUGCCCUCGACCUAAAAAUGAAACGACAACUAGCCGACUAUCGUUUCGUCACGUUCACGGGUGGUAAACCGAAUCAGUUCUGGGGCUACGGUUACUACGACAGCGAGAUGGAAGAUGUUUAUGAUGACAGUGAAGACAGCGGUAGCGGCCGAGGCGGGUACGGUGAUAGUCAUAGUGUAAAAGCUAGACGAGUGGAGCUGGCGCUGGCGCCAGCUCUGGAGAGAUGCGGUAAUGCAAAUGGGCACGUCUUCGACCAGAGUUUCAUACUGGUCAAAGCGGACGUGAGCUGUAAGAGGUUGCAAAGACAAGAAAAGCCAGCAAGACCAAAGCCCAGCUCGAGGAACGCAAGCAAAAGUUUUGGUGGCAUGUGGCACCGUGGAUCCUGAGGGGGUGCUGGUGAUAGCCCAUAGGGUGACGAUCGUACCCCAUACUGUCUCCCGACACUCCCUGCUAAGCCAGCGCACAACUUCAAUUAGAUUUGCUGUAGCUGGCAGUCACCAACGCGCCCAGUGCUCAAUGGAUAUCAUGUAACUCACUUUCUGUAAACGCCAAAUAUCGCUUUUGCCGCCACAGUGUUACAGACCGGACCUUUACAUCAAAUCCUCGGGAAAAAGAACAAAGGACACAUUCCUCCAGAACCACGGUACUUUAAGUAUCAGACAUCUGCACUCCGGGC